This is a messenger RNA of Trichoderma reesei QM6a, 813 nucleotides long. RefSeq lists its product as uncharacterized. Lineage: Eukaryota; Fungi; Ascomycota; Sordariomycetes; Hypocreales; Hypocreaceae. The coding region runs from base 1 to 813 and encodes 270 amino acids. The record is from RefSeq and is a predicted model, not a curated record. The transcript is spliced from 2 exons.
AUGGGUCUCGACCCAAAUUCUCAGCCCAAAGCAGGCCGCAAACCUGGUCGAAGCAACCACAACAGACCCGGACAAAAGAAGCAAACAAACGCCACCAAAAGCUCAGCUUCACGAAAGCCCAAUCGGCGCGCGACCCUCCCGCGGCAGCCGUACGUCGAAGGAAUAUACAGCCCAAACCAAAAUGUGCAUUUUGAAACGCCCGAGUCGUGGGAAGACCACCAUGCCAAGUUGCUGAACGACACCAAGCGGGUGUACUUUUCGGAAAAGUUUAUCAUCAAAGAUGCUCAUAUCGACGCUCUCAUUUCGGUGGGAGCCGACUUCUGCCAGUCUCUGCGCAGCUUCUCUGCCGGGGACGCAGAGACCGGCAAGGGCUAUGACUUGACCGACGCAGCCAUCGACCGCCUUGCAAAAGCGUGUCCCAACCUCGUCCACGUCAGUCUCGACGGCGCAGUCCAGCUCACAGACAAAUCCCUGCUGUCCCUCUUCGAAAACUGUCCCAACCUUGCAUUCGUUCAGGUAUCCGGCAACGACAACUCACCCGGCAGGGUCAAGGGGACUUCUCUCCGCAAGUUAAAGGACAAUUCAGCCAUGGCCCCGAAACCGGUCGAGCUGAAAUUGUCGGACCAGUGCGAGAUUGACGAGAGGCUCGAGGCGGCCAUGAAGGCGCUGUCUGCGGCUAGGAAAGAUCUUCUCAUUCAGGCGGGGAACACGCAUGAGGAGUAUGGCUCGGUUCACUACUGGCUUGGGGGAAAGAAUAAGUUUGAGUUUGAGGUAUUCGGGGGUGGUUCCGGCAUGGGCUUUGGAUGCUGGUGA